AUGACAGAGAAACGUUGUGGUGCUGCUGCGUUUGUUUAUGAUGGAAACAUCUUUGUAACCGGUGGAUCAAAUGGGAAGAAAUGUUCUAAUAGUGUGGAAAGUCUGAAUGUUGAACGUUCUGGGUGGAUAAAGACUAAAAUUGAAAUGCCAAAACCAUGUAAAGGGCAUAAAGUAAUUUAUUGGAAUGAGAAAAUUGUUAUGACCGGUGGACUAAACAGAAUGAGACCUCCAGAAGUAUCGAACGAGAUUCACGCCAUUUCAGUAAAAAAUCCGCACAAAACAUACUUUUUGACAUUUAUGCUACAGCGACUAUACUGUCAUGGCUUGCUUAUCAUGGAUGAUCAGGUUUUGGUUUUUGGUGGAAGGACAUCGAAUCAAAAUGAAGACAUUGAAGACAGUGUUUUUUCUUACAAUCUGACUUAUGACACAUCCCAAAACCUCAAAUCACUUCCGUAUGCUGUUAGUAACAUGGCUCUUGUAAGGUAUGGAGAUAAGGCAAUCUUGAUUGGAGGUAUUAAUGAUGCAGGUGAAGUAUUAGAAGAUGUCCUGAUGUAUGAUUUGAAAACAGAAGAAUAUGAAAGUCUUCCAUCUCUCAAUCGUAAAAGAUAUGGAUGCGCAGCUGUUAUCGAUGAAAAUGUUAUUGUUGUAGUUGGCGGAAAGAAUGAGGAAGAAUAUCUUGAUUCUGUUGAAUAUUUUGAUCUGAGAGAGAAAGUGCGGAAAGACCUACCUCCAAUGAAGACCAAACGAUUUCUACCUACUGCAUUACUAUUACCCAAGCUUUAA
Xenia sp. Carnegie-2017 is the source of this 783-nucleotide messenger RNA. RefSeq names its product F-box/kelch-repeat protein At1g26930-like. Gene Ontology annotation, molecular function: protein binding. NCBI's taxonomy places the organism in Eukaryota, Metazoa, Cnidaria, Anthozoa, Malacalcyonacea, Xeniidae. The transcript has a single exon. The coding region runs from base 1 to 783 and encodes 260 amino acids. The record is from RefSeq and is a predicted model, not a curated record.